GCGCAGGGCGCCGGAGCUUGGCUGCUGCCGGAUCGGAGUUGCGGAGGUCGCAGCCGUGCAAUGCAGAGGCUCUAGCAUCGCUGCCGCGCAUCCCGAUCACGAAAUCGUCUCUUCAAGUAAGUCAUCUCUCGAUCUCGAGACAAGGCAUCCAGAUCCAACCUCGACCGCGAUGCGCGGCACCAAACAACGCCGAUUCAUGGCCAUCGGACUCCAGAAUCUCUCCACCUAGCGGCAGCGGCAAGAAAAUUCUCGCUGCCAUUGCCAAAGGGAUCGCUGCUUCGCUCCUUGCGUGGAUCCUCUCAAGCAACCUUCUCGCCUAUGCCGCGGCUGGGGGAGCCGCCGAGUCUUCUUCCAUCGGAGCAUCCGCCCUGGGACUCCGCAUAGCAGAUUAUCUUCGCAGCUCGCGGUGGCCAGACGAGGCAAUCGUCUUUGCGCUCGCGACGCUUCCAGUGCUGGAGCUUCGCGGGGCGAUUCCAGUCGGGUAUUGGAUGCGGCUGAAUCCUCUUCUAGUCUACUGUCUCUCGGUGGCCGGGAAUAUGAUCCCUGUGCCAUUGGUGCUGCUCUACAUGGAACAGUUAACUACGUUUCUCACAGCGAGGAGCUCCAGUGCCAGGAAAGUUUUGGAUUCGAUUUACAAACACACGAGACGCAAGGCCGGGCCUAUCCAGGAAUUUAAGUGGCUGGGACUAAUGCUUUUUGUGGCAGUCCCGUUCCCGGGGACUGGAGCUUGGACAGGUGCCAUGGCUUCUGUGGUUCUGGGAAUGCCAUUCUGGAGUUCCUUCUGGGCAAACUUCUUCGGUGUCGCCAUCGCUGGCAUUCUAGUCAACCUGCUGGUGAGCGUGGGUUUCAACACCGCAUUGCUGGUCGGUGCAGUACUAUUCGCAGCUUCUACAUUCAUGUGGAGCUUUCUCAGAUUCUUGGGAAGGUCGCAACACUGAGGUCAAGCCAAGCGAAAUCCAGCCCCGGAUCUCGCACGCACCGGGGGAUGUCCUCGGGAUCACGGCUCUGGGUGUCAACUUCUUUCUUAUCAUCAGCCGGAGGGAAAGUCUCUUCCGGACGGCUGGACGGGCUUGGCUUGUAGCGCAGCGGCGCUAUCAUUCACCAACAUGAGAAUGUGAGAGAAUGUGAGCAAGCUUCGAUGAACUUGCGACAUUCGCUGUGGAUGCCGCGGGGCUGUCAAGCAGUGUCUCCUCCUCUUCCGGUACACAGGAAGCGUGAACCACUCGAGCAAAGAGAAGAGAGAAAGCAAGAAAAGGAAAAAGUUUUUUUAACACUGACAUGGACGAGGACAGGCACAGUUUUACCGUGACUUAACGGAGGAAUUCGAUCAAGAGAGCUGUCUGCUUGUGGCCCUUGAGCUUUCCCGGCUUAAAAUGCUCGAUGGCAACGUUGUCUCCAAACGCGUGAAAAGGAUCAUACGUCUAUGAUCCGACCGGUGAUGAAAGCGGCAAUUGGUUUCCCAUCGAUGGAUACUUCUUCUCCCAGAGCAGCAUAGCAAGCGAGCGAACGAGCGAAGAAGAAGAAGAAGAAGAAGAGAAACCACUGUCAAAGCCAACCUCCAAAAUUUUCUAGCCGCGGGGUCACUGUGCGCGAAUCAUCUAGCGAACCCCCCGGGAUCCGACGGUCGCGGUCGCCACAACCGUUAGAUGUGCCUGAUCUCAGUCAUGUGUACGUCCGGCGGGCGGCUCCGUACGCUUUGGACACGUGUCAGAGACUGUGCCACGUGGCGGGCUUAAACCCUAAUCCAUGGAGCCCUGGACUAAAAUGAGGAUUUGUUUUGCGGGGCGGAAGGGAUGGAGUCUUCCUAUAAAUGCGGCGAUGGGGAGCUCGUGAGUGCUCAACUACGACCGAGACGACGACGACGACGACGACGACGGGCUUCUAAGGAGGAUUGGAAGCUUUUCCAAUUGGUCUGGAUCUCGGCCACCUCGCAAGAACACUUGUAAGGUUGGAAGCAGACAAAUCCAUCGCCUCUCCUUGGCGCCAUUAGCAGCAAAUCUCCUCCACAUGCUAUAAGUUCGCGAUCAAUCACCAAUCCAGCAAGACGAACGAUCCCACGAACACAUAGAACAACAACGUCGAGAGCUCCCCCUUUACGAUCAUGGCAUGGGCAGCGACGCACAAGGUCGCGCUGGGGAGCAUCGCAUUCGCGGUGUUCUGGAUCCUGGCAGUCUUCCCAGCAGUGCCAUUCCUCCCAAUUGGCAGAACCGCGGGAUCCUUGCUCGGCGCCGCGCUCAUGGUCGUCUUCCAAGUCAUCUCUCCCAACCAGGCCUUCGACGCCAUCGAUCUCCCCAUCCUGGGCCUCCUCUUCGGCACCAUGGUCGUGAGCGUCUACCUCGAGCGCGCCGAUCUCUUCAAGUACCUGGGCUCGGGGCUCUCGUGGCGGAGCCGCGGCCCGAAGGAUCUGCUGUGCCGGAUUUGCGUCCUCUCGGCGCUGAGCAGCGCGCUCUUCACGAACGACACCACUUGCGUGAUCUUCACCGAGUUCGUGCUCAGGCUUUGCAAGCAGCACCGCGUGCCAGUGCUGCCGUACCUCAUGGCGCUCGCCACCAGCUCCAACAUUGGCUCCGCCGCCACCGCCAUUGGCAAUCCGCAGAACCUGGUCAUCGCGGUGGAGAGCAAGAUCUCCUUCUUCAAGUUCCUCGUGGGUGUUCUUCCGGCAAUGGCACUGGGGAUCUUCGUCAACACCGUGCUCCUGCUGCUCUUCUACUGGAAGAGCCUCAAGCCGCUGCCCAAGAUCGAUGAUCGCCACGCCAUCGCCGCUGGAGACGUGGAGAGUGGUGGUGGUGGCAGUGGUGGCGGACAACUUGACAAGCCAGCGGCGAUGAUUCAAAUGCCAGAAGUUGGCGGCGCUGCUCCAAAGGUGGCCGAGCUCCCGGAAGACGAUCACGACCGCGAGCACGACCACGUCAGCCUCGUCCGCGUCCAGCCCCUCGCCGCCAGCCCCUCGAGCUACCAGGAAUCCGGCAAGACCAUCGCCGCCGCGGACGCGGAGAAAACAGAGGAAACAGAGCACGAUCCGCCAAACUGGCUCCACUCCCCGGCAGUGAUCGACGAUCUCCUCCGCCUGGAAUCGCGAAGAAGCUCGAGAAGCUCGAGCUCCUUCCGCCGCUCACGAUCCACGCGGAGCCACGUCCCGGAAGAAUUCGAUGAGGAGGCGGGAGCGCUACCACCACCACCAUCAUCGCCGCCGCUAAAGACAACACGCGCGUCCAGGCUCCGGAGGAAAGUGUGGAAGGUUUGCGUCUACCUCGUCACCCUGGCGAUGCUGGCGGCGCUGCUCUACGGCCUCAACCUCUCGUGGACGGCGCUCACGGCGGCGGUGGUGCUCAUCGUGCUCGACUUCUCCGACGCGGGGCCGUGCCUGGAUCAAGUCUCGUACUCGCUCCUCGUCUUCUUCUCGGGGAUGUUCGUCACGGUGGACGGCUUCAAUCGCACCGGAGCGCCCGGCCAGCUCUGGAAGGCCGUGGAACCCCACGCGCGGAUCGACAGCGUGUCCGGGAUCGCGCUCCUCUCGCUCGUCGUCGUGCUGCUCUCCAACGUCGCGUCCAACGUCCCGACGGUGCUGCUGCUGGGGUCGAGGGUGGCGGCGUCCGCGGCGGCGACGAGCGGCGCGAGCGUGACGCGGGCAUGGCUGGUCCUGGCCUGGGUCAGCACCGUGGCGGGGAAUCUCACGCUCGUCGGCUCCGCCGCCAACUUGAUCGUGAGCGAGCAAGCGCGCCGGGCGGAGAGCGAUAAGUUCAAUCUCUCCUUCUGGAAGCACUUGGCGUUUGGAGUGCCAUCCACAUUCAUCGUCAUCGCGGUCGGGCUCCCUUUGAUCCAAGGCUGACGAGAUGGUGUCAGUGGUCAUAUCAUCGGAUAUCUGUCGAUCGAUCGAUCACUACUCCGUGUAAAAGGAAUCGCGGGGAAGUCUUGGGUUUGAUCGAUUGAUGGAGAUGGACCAAGAAACCAACCAAGUCCACAAGAAAAAAACUCUUUAGUCUAUGACUGAUAGAUAAGUCUCUCCAAACUGCGGGAGCGAUCCAGUAAGAACAAAAAGAAUGAAGAAAAAUGUCUGAAUAUCUCACCAACCUGGAAGAGAGGCUUUGCGGCU
Selaginella moellendorffii is the source of this 4093-nucleotide messenger RNA. RefSeq names its product silicon efflux transporter LSI2. The record is from RefSeq and is a predicted model, not a curated record. NCBI's taxonomy places the organism in Eukaryota, Viridiplantae, Streptophyta, Lycopodiopsida, Selaginellales, Selaginellaceae. Gene Ontology annotation, biological process: transmembrane transport. The coding region runs from base 2102 to 3829 and encodes 575 amino acids. Gene Ontology annotation, cellular component: membrane. The transcript is spliced from 6 exons.